Messenger RNA from Trichophyton benhamiae CBS 112371, 723 nucleotides. RefSeq lists its product as uncharacterized. The record is from RefSeq and is a predicted model, not a curated record. NCBI's taxonomy places the organism in Eukaryota, Fungi, Ascomycota, Eurotiomycetes, Onygenales, Arthrodermataceae. Bases 1 to 723 code for a protein of 240 amino acids. The transcript has 3 exons.
AUGCAUCAAAAGCCGAAUGGAAUUCCCCAGAAGAAAGCUAAAUAUUUCGGUGAAAGCUCGCCUCAUGAUCUUAGGGACCUGGAGCGAAAUGCAGCAAAGGCAAAGCAAUGCCAGCUAGCCAAGGCUGCCUCCUACCUUGAGCAAGCGUUUGCUGGUAUGAAGACUGCUUGGUUUGGGGGAUGGGCAAUGAAUUUGCGUGGAUCACUCCGGGAGACGCACGACCUUAGUCUCCUCAUCCUCGCCAAAGACACGGCCGAGAUAAGAUCUGUCCUAGAACAGUACAAUUGGUAUGACAUUGCUGGAAGUCGGGCAUUGCUAUCAUUUCACCUCGUCUCUGGCACAGUCCAAGAGAGACUUUUUGUGGAUAUUGGAGAGGAGGGCCAGGUUGUUGGUGCUAACAUCACACUUUCAGGCACACCAAAGCUGGACGAAGCAGAAUCUUACGAGUCUAUAACCCCAGCAUUCCCUACACCGCAAGCUAGUCGGGUCAAAGUCAUCCAUAUAACAUGGCAAGUUGAGACAAAACUCAACGCAUGGUUUUCGAACAGAAAACUCUCCGAUCUUCUAGACCUGCAAUUCUUACUAGAAAAUUAUAGGAACGAAAUUGCUAGGUGGAGUCAAUUUCUAGACAAGGACAUGCGAGAAACUUUCUACGCGGUCUACAUAGCUGCAGUGGAGGAUGAGGAAAAGUGCAAGGUAGCAAAGGAGACCCUCUCCCUGUAA